Molecule: messenger RNA, 858 nt
Organism: Scedosporium apiospermum
Lineage: Eukaryota; Fungi; Ascomycota; Sordariomycetes; Microascales; Microascaceae
Exons: 4
Coding region: 1-858 (285 amino acids)
Biological process (GO): regulation of DNA-templated transcription
Cellular component (GO): CCAAT-binding factor complex; nucleus
Molecular function (GO): DNA binding; protein heterodimerization activity; DNA-binding transcription activator activity, RNA polymerase II-specific
Source: RefSeq, a predicted model, not a curated record
AUGGAUCCUCAGCACGGACAGCCAUCUUCGCAUUCUCAAGACGGCCAUCCGCAGGCUGUCUAUGACACCAGCCAGGGCGGCCACUAUGGCGCCUGCGCGGCACUCGCUGCCAAGGGCUUUGCGCCAGCUGAUCUUUACACUGGGCCUUGGGCGAACGUUCACCAAGGGCUUACUGGUCAGUAUAAGGACAUCCUCACCACUUACUGGCAGCACACUAUCAACCAUCUGGAGAGCGACACGCACGACUACAAACUUCACCAACUGCCUCUGGCGAGGAUAAAAAAAGUUAUGAAAGCAGAUCCCGAGGUCAAGAUGAUAUCUGCGGAAGCGCCAAUACUCUUCGCAAAAGGAUGCGACAUAUUCAUAACCGAACUCACUAUGCGAGCUUGGAUUCACGCGGAAGAAAACAAGCGCCGGACUCUUCAACGAUCUGACAUUGCUUCGGCCCUCAGUAAAUCAGACAUGUUUGACUUCUUGAUUGAUAUUGUCCCUCGUGAGGAGGCCUCAUCCCAUGCCAAGCGCGCUGCGGCGCAGUCGAGUGCAGGCGCGCAGGGAAUACCCGUUGCACCUCCUACGACGUCACAACUCCCUGGCCAACACGGAGGCCUGACUCAACCCCCGAGUCAUGGACAAUCGUCUCAUCAGAUAGGACCAACCGACUACGGCCUUGCCGGGCAUGCUAUCGGUCCCGAACAAGAUUACCGCCAGCCUGGCAUGUACCCGGGCCAGGUCCAAGCCCCUCCGCCGGCACCGUAUGGUCAGGCACAGCCGCCUAUGUACGGUGAAAUUGAAGGGAUGUAUGGCUAUUCCACCAUGCAACCACAGCAGGUAGGCCCCCACGUUAGCUAUGGGUCAUAG